AUGCCCCCCUCCCCAUCACCUUUAUAUAAAUAGAGACAGCUCUUUUGUGUUAUCUGUACUGAUGGGAAAUGUUUAGACUGUGAAGCAGCUUGUCCUCGGGUUUAUUUAGCAAACCCUGUAACAUUUUCCAGAUAAAUCUGUUUCAGGCUGCGACUCAGACUUUGGCAGAACUCGUCCUCUUCUCAACAUUCGUGUGACCGUGACCCAGCUAACCAUGAGCAAUAACUACAGCGUGACCCUGAUCGGACCUUCACCCUGGGGCUUUAGACUUCAGGGUGGGAAAGACUUCAGUAUGCCCCUCACCAUCUCCAAACUUACAGAUGGAGGAAAGGCGGCUAAAGCUAAAAUCAGUGUGGGUGACACUGUGCUUUCUAUCGAUGGGAUCGCCACUAAUGCCAUGACACAUCUGGAGGCCCAAAAUAAAAUUAAAGCCUGUACGGGAAACCUCAGCCUGUCACUGAUGAGAUCUUCCGGUGGUUCAAAGGAGGAACCACUGGAGAUUAUAAAACCUGUGCCCAUCAGCCAACCAUCUGCACCCAGCACAACCUCCACCAGCUCUGCCAACCUCACCCCGGGCAGCAACCCCUACAAUAAAACCGCACGGCCCUUCGGAGGAGCCGCUAGUACUGUGAGAUCAGUCAGCCCGUCCUUGAGUCCCACGCCUCCCAUGGCACCCAAAGCCUCCAUCCCCUCGGCCACCUCCGCUUUUACGCCAGCAGCUCCGUCUCAGCAGCCUCCCCAGCCUCCCUUUCCUCUGGGAGGAGGAACCGGACGUUCGCUGCCCUCAUCUAGCUCCGCCCCUAAGCCCGCUUCUGGACAAUACCCCUUUGCCAAUACCUCCUCUACUUCCUCCUCCGGCUCCUCCUCCCCAGCGAGAGUGACAGCUCCCUCCUCUGUCCCGACCGCCCCUCAGCCCUCGGUCUAUAACACGCCCUUCAGCCUCUACUCCAAUGAGAACGCCUGUGAGGUGGCCAUGGGUCAAAGGCGGGGUCUUCUGGAGAGCAGAGGGGAACAACUUAAUGGGACUGCACGUAAACCUGUCAUGGAAACCGAGGUGAAUCAUGUGUCUCCUGCGAGUGAUGCAAGUAAAAAGCGUCUGAUCGAGGACACGGAGGACUGGCAUCCACGCACAGGAACAUCACAGUCUCGAUCCUUCAGGAUCCUGGCACAGAUCACAGGAACAGAGAACGAUCAAGCCCAGGAGAACCGGCCCGGAAAGAAGGAGGAAACCGUAGAUGUUCAGCCCAGCGCUCAUCUGACAUCUUCAGUGAAAACCAUGACUAAAACUCCUGCUGGAGCUCCUCGACAGGGCAACGGAGUCCCAUCGACUACAACCAAAAACUGGCAGUCUGGAAACACUGCAGGAUUUCCCAAAGCAGGUGCACCUGUGCCACAGACGGGCCCCUCGUUCGGACGGGUGACCAACAGCAAUCAGAAAAGCCCGAAUCCUCCUGUGCCUAAAGCUAACCCCAAAGACGGAGAGGAUACACUGGUACAAAGAGCCGAACAUAUGCCAGCGGACACGCGCACGCCCAUGUGUGCCCACUGUAACACCAUCAUCAGGGGUCCGUUCCUGGUAGCCAUGGGUAAAUCCUGGCAUAAGGAUGAGUUUUCCUGUGCUCACUGUCACUCCUCACUGGCGGAUUUGGGAUUUGUAGAAGAACGAGGGUCUGUCUUCUGUGAGAACUGUUAUGAGCAGUUCUUUGCCCCCGAGUGCUGUCGCUGUCAACAAAAGAUUUUAGGGGAAGUCAUCAAUGCCCUGAAGCAAACCUGGCACGUUUACUGUUUCCUGUGUGCCUCCUGCCAGAGGCCAAUCCGUAACAACACCUUUCACCUGGAGGACGGACAGCCGUACUGUGAGACAGAUUACUACACUCUCUUUGGCACCAGCUGUCACGGCUGUGAUUUCCCCAUUGAAGCUGGUGAUAAAUUCUUAGAGGCGUUGGGCUUCACCUGGCACGACACCUGUUUCGUCUGUUCGGUCUGCACUGAGAGUUUAGAGGGUCAAGCCUUCUUCUCCAAGAAAGACAAGCCCUUGUGCAAGAAACACGCUCACACCGUCCAAUUCUGAACACACGUCUGUUGUACGAUAGCCAAUGAAAAUAGAUGGAGAACAAGCUGAUUGUGGUGUCAAGAAUUGACAUUUGAGAUUUAUUUGGCUAUGUUAAUGCGAAAUAAAUAAAAAAUUCAAUGUGCGUUUAUGAAAACAACUCAACAGCAAAAGCAAUUUUAGAGAAAUCUGAUAAGAUAGAUCACAUUCUGACAGAUCCUAAAUCAGUUUUUCAUGUACUUCCUAAAUGAGGUAUCGACCUUCCUUCAUAACAGUUUUAAAACCCCUUAACUGGCACUUAGUGGGACACCUGAGUUUACUUCAAUGUUUUGCAUGUAAAUUUUAAUCAUGACAAACUAUAUACACUUCAAAAAAACGCCUUUCUUACUUAGUAUUUUUGUCUUGUUUUCAGUACAAAUAUUUAAAAAUUCUUAAAUAGAGAUGUAUUUUCUUGAUGAGCAAAAUGACAUGAAAAUAAGGCAAAAGUUUUGAAAUGACAAUAAAAUAUUUUCUUUCUUAGUAUUUUUGUCUUGUUAACAGUACAAUUAUCUAAUAAUCUUAAAUCAAGAUGAAUUUUCUUCAAUUGACCUAAGAAAAUUAGUUUUCAAUUUAAGUGAAUUUGUGCUUAAAGCAAGCAAAAACAAAAAUCUGCCAAUGGGGUAAGAAAAAAAUCUUGAAAUAAGUUUACUUUUUUAAACACUUAAUUUUUUUGUUUGUUUUAAGCACAAAUGACUGAAAACUGGACAAAAAUACUAAGAAAUGUAAUUUUGCGGUGUAAGAAUGUAGUUUUCAUAUUUCAAAACCUUUUAGCAGUAAUAAUAAUGCAGUGACAGUCAUUUAUUAAUUUGAGUAUGCAGCAAACCAAUGACACCUAGUGGCUGUUGUAUGUAAAGCCACUAUAAGUGUAAUCCAAACCUCAAUUUUGUGAUAAGUGUAUGUAUUAAAUAUAUACGUUAUUGCCUUAUUUAUUUUUUUUACAAUAGAUGUAAACUGCUAUAAGAAGAGUUAUUUAAUAUUUUCCCCUCCAGACACUUCAAGGAGUCUUCCUAAAAACAAGACCAAGAUUAGGCCAAAACAAUGCCAGAGUUAAAUUAAUUUGAAGGGGUACAUCACCCCCCACACACUCAAAAGGGCUGCACCAGUUAAGGGGUUUAAUGGUCCAUUAAGUUACACUGUGGAUGUGUCUUUAUUCUGGGUGACUAUAAUGUGAUUUAAAGUUUGAUUGAGAAUACACAUUGCCAUAAGAGAAAAUAAUGUCAGUCUAUCUGUUAUCUGCAUUACAGAAGUUGUUAUUCUAUUUUACACAUGUAUUUAAAAGAGGCUAUGAGUUCAUAAUAUAUUUUUCAAACGUCGCACAUGAAUGACCUGCAGACUGUAAGAUGAAUGGAAGUUUGUUACUGUAUAUCAGCCAGCGCUCCUCUCCUGCUGCUGUUAUUUAUUAGAUCAGGACUUUUGAUUUCUGGGCUUUUCAUGGGCUUUGCACAUAUUUCAUAGCACGGCUUUAAGAUGAACAGUGAUAUUUAAUGUUUUUUUUAUGUGGGCUCUGAUGAUCUUUAUGGGUUGAUUCAGUGUUUGGUUUAUAUUGUUUAAUGGUCAGUCUCAUAAUGGGCUUCAGCUUUAUUUGUGCCUGUGUGAUCAUGUAAAGAGAUAAACGUAUGUUAGUCAUUCCGACAGCUGUUAUCAUGUUUUAGAACUAUAGUUUUAAUCUAAUAAGGGGGUUGAUGGUUCAUGAACUUUUUUUAAGCUUUGUGUUUUCAACUGUAAUACGCUAUAAAAUAAUAAAAAUCAGUGUUCACAUCA
Messenger RNA from Paramisgurnus dabryanus, 3850 nucleotides. RefSeq names its product PDZ and LIM domain 5b (gene pdlim5b). Gene Ontology annotation, biological process: actin cytoskeleton organization; muscle structure development; heart development. Gene Ontology annotation, cellular component: Z disc; stress fiber; adherens junction. Lineage: Eukaryota; Metazoa; Chordata; Actinopteri; Cypriniformes; Cobitidae. Gene Ontology annotation, molecular function: actin binding; muscle alpha-actinin binding. The record is from RefSeq and is a predicted model, not a curated record.